Molecule: messenger RNA, 5471 nt
Organism: Hypanus sabinus (Atlantic stingray)
Lineage: Eukaryota; Metazoa; Chordata; Chondrichthyes; Myliobatiformes; Dasyatidae
Gene: fam219b
Product: family with sequence similarity 219 member B
Exons: 6
Coding region: 66-605 (179 amino acids)
Source: RefSeq, a predicted model, not a curated record
CUCUGCUCCGGAUGCGGAAGUGUGUGAUGGUGCCCUGGUGGUGAGUGGAGAGGCGAGAGGCGGCUAUGGAGCCUGCGGAGCUCUACUGUCCACUGGACGGACCGCAGCAGCCCGGGCCCUCGGGUCCCAACAAAAACUGGAAAAACGAGACAUCCUUCAAAAUGAAUGAGAAGAAGCAGCUGCCGACCAGCACCAGAACUCCAUCGAUACACCUCAAAUUGCAGAAACACCGGGAAUUGGCCAAGAGGGCCCUUAAGAAGAAGGCAAUGGUUGGAGGUCCGGUGUUGCAUCAGCCGAAGUCGGGGACAAAAAGGUUAGUAAAAUUCAAUAAAGGAUAUUCUGCUUUGAAGCAGCAUCCAGAAGAAUCUUUAGUUUCCUUGGAGUCUGACAGUGAUGGCGAGUUUGAAUCCAAGUAUUAUUCAUCAUCGGGCUACUCAUCAGCAGAGCAGCAAGUAAAUCAGGACCUGAACCGUCAGCUGCUGAAAGACGGCUACCACCUAGAUGAAAUACCAGAUGAUGAAGAUCUUGACCUAAUUCCUCCAAAGCCUGUUACCUCAUCAGCCUGUGCUUGUUGUCAGACAGAAAGUUCUUGCACUGUCCAGUAGUCAUGGUCCAACCACACCAUAUCAAAGGCAAAACUUGCUUUGGACAAUUGAAUUUUUGAAAGCACUCUAUACCUGACUGUAUGAAUAUAUAUAUUUUGAACUGGGAAACCACAUUUGCAUAUACGAUUUGAAAAACCUAAUGUGUGGAUUGUAAUUGUUCAUCUUUUUACACCAACUUUAGUCUGUUCCCCUUCAUUUUGUAUCAUCUGAGACUUGCCUGUUUGAGUGUCUGGAUAUAAAGCUCACUAAAUUUUUCCAAGAUUAUCUAUUGAUUUUGCCAGUUGCCUAGUCAAAAGGCAAUGGUUCAGCAUUUACUGAUGUUGCUAUGGCUAACUACUGAUUUUCUUUUUGUCCCCCCUCCCACCCCUUCCCCAAACUAAAAGACAGUGGAAGUAGACCAAAGUUUUGCGUAAAUACAAUUAACAUGCUAGAUUUUAUUCACAAGACAGGCCUGUGCACCAUCUUGAGAAGUUAACCCCGGUUAUGCACCUGACAGCUUUUAAUAGACCCGGUGUUUUUGCACAAAUUAUUUGCACAUUAAUGGACUGCAUUUUUUCAUUCUGUACAUGAAGACUGAACUUACUGGGUGACUUGGAAAGGAAGGAUUAUGAAGGCUGAAGUUCUGUUGGUCAUCAGUUGAACCUGUCGGCAAGAAUUCCACGAAUAGAGUGUCUGUCUGGCAAGAGAUUAACUCCAAGCUCUGAGCAUUUGCUAAGAUUGGGCAGUAAUAGGAAUGCUGAAUUGAACCUGAAUGGCAAGUAGCUUAAAUCUGUAUUUUCCUUUGUCUGUGGAACAUUUAACAUUUGACACUUAAACAUGUAAGUUGGAUGAACCAGCACCGGGGAAUGUUUAAUUUGUGUAGGAGGGCUCGCCACAGUUCUGGUGCAAAACCUAGCAUCCAAAAUGUGCAUAAGGUAGUUGUUUUGUUUUUGGAGACUUAGAAGCUGGGUUCUAGAGCUUAUUCACAGGGCCUGGUUCAAUAAGUUACGGACUCUGUGUCCCUAAUACAAUGUGGUUUUGAAAGAGGAUCCAUACCAUUCAUGGGGGAUGGCCAGGAAGUGACUAGGCUUGUCACACCUGGUUAGUGUCUUUGUGCAGAUCACAAAAUGGGGAAAGAAACUGAAGUGCAUAGGAUUUUAGCAGCAGGUACCGCUGAUGGAUCAUAUGAUGCUUUUCUGUCUGGGUGCCACUGUCUUUCAGAAGUGUCAUCACCAUGUUGAAAGGUUUUGGGCAGCAACAUAAAAAAAUACCUGACCAAAGUAAAGGUGGAAAUCACUGUUCUGAUUGCACUUGUGUUCAGGUGAAUAGUUGAAUGUUUGUAAUAAAACCUUACACUAAUUCUCAAGGCUAUAACAAAUGCAGUGGGCCAGAAUAAGAUAUUUACCUCAGUUUAUUCUAUUCCGUAACAAAUGGGUAUUUAAUGGAUUCAAAAGGAAGCCUCUUUAUAAUGUGUUUAGUACUUAAAUACCUUAUUUAAUCCAUCACUCCUGGGGCAUAGGCUGCUGACAGCAGCUUGUCAGAGUCCUUUGUCUUGUAGUUGAAGAUCCUUCCUCUCUUGGGGGUGAGGUCUUAGCAGUUUUUGUUGCUGUUUCAGUAGCUUGAGGUUUUUAAUGGGAUGGGGUUGCAAGUCCCAUACCCAACCCUUCUUCCGCAACCAGGCUUCACUCCGUCCAUAGUGGAGCUAAAGAGCUAGGUGCAAUAUUUGAAAUGGUUGAGAGUUCAGUUUGGCUUUUACAAUUCCACUGCAACCAAAAUGGACCUGUUUGAGGUAUCCUGAGCAUCUAGAUAGUGGAUGCUUGUUAUGAAGGCAGUGAUAAUCUGAUGCACUGAUUCUCAUCACUGGGAGUUUUUAAUUCGAUGUUCACAUGAAGUUCUGAGAGUUUGAGUUGAAAUUGGGUAGUUUUUUAAACUCGGCUCUAAAAGUCUGCACAGUGAUCUCCAUAUAGGCAACACCUGAUUUGAUACUGUCUCUUGAUUAUUAGUCCUUUAUCCAGAUCAUUCACUUUAAACAAUGCUGUUUGAUUAAAAUAUCAGUUUAAAAAGCUGAAUCAAGUUCAGCCUAUUUUAUGUUACCAGUGAUCAGGGCAGCGUCCAAAGUAUUGUUCAGUCCCUUAUUCUGAGAACCAGGUGGCCCACUCUGCACAGAAACACUAACAUAUUUAUUAUCAUUCUAGUGGUUUGCAUUUUGUGUUUGUUUUGAUGUGACAUUUUACUGUAUAUGUAAUGUUUGCUUUUCCAUUUGGGUUGCUUAAUUUGUUUAAUAUAUGCAAUGAUGUGAACUUUUUGUUCUAAUAUGCUGUCAGUUCAGCUUGGUUGAAACACUAGUUUCCCUUAUGGUUUUCAUAUACACCACCAAAAUUCUGUCUUAAUCCACAAUGCAGACUUGACGUUCCUGUGUCAUGGCUUCCAGUCACAUUGUUCUUUUAUCCUUUUUAAGAGAAAAUAGUUGACUGAAAGCUUUGUUUAAACUGUAAGGUGGUGGGGGGGGGGGGGGGGAAGGGGAGGUAAAAAGGAUUCUGCAUCGCAUAGUCCCUGGGAUUUUACCAUGCAUAUUAGUGUAUGAAAGAUGAAAGUACUUAUGUGCAAUCAUUUAUGACCCAUUUUAAUAAGCUUUUUAAAAGGAGUGGGUUAAUAUCUUCAUAAAACAGCCCACCAAAGAAUUGCUUAGCACUCAUAUUUGCACAGUUCAUGUGCUUCUAUCUAUAUUAAGAGGACAACAUGCAGAGGGGAGUGUUAUCUGUUCUGAGCAGUAAAUUGAAGACGUGCUUGGAGAAUUAUUUAUUUGUGUAGUAAGUUUUUAUCUUGAAAUUUCAGGAUUGGAGAAUUUUCUUAAAGACGUGUCUUAAGAUCUUGUACAAUGAGGUUGAAUCUCUUGGAGUGUGAGUAUGAAUUGAAGGUUAAAUGCAUGAUUAGAUUAAAUUGGGUAAUUAAUUCAUUUUGGUUUCUGGGCUCGGGUAUCCAUCAGUUGCCUUGAUUUGAACAUUGGCUGCAGCAUUCAGAAAGGUGAUGAGUGCUGCCAUCUAGAGGUGCAGCUGAAUGUUAAAGUAAAGGAAAAUCUGCUGUUGGUUAAUGUGGGUGAAGUCCAGGUGGGAUCCCUUGGAACAUUAGAUAGAGUAAAAUGCGCUCAAUAUAACUAAAAUUAUAAAUAGAUCUGAGUUUACUUUUGUUUGACUCUUCUACCAUCCAGAUUUAUUUUGCUAAGGUGAGUCUUGAAGAUUCCUUUUUGUUUUUGAUUUCCCCUUCUGUUUUAGUCAAAGUACUGUAUUAGAUCUGAUUAACAGUGAAUCAGAGUGGAAGUAUUUUUCUUGGUGUUUGUGCAUAAAGUACGAGGCAGUGUGUGGCAUCUUGGACAGAAAUCAUGACGCUGGCUCAUCAGCUUGUCUCUAGGAUUCUUUCUCAUUGACUGCAUCUCGAAUUCCAUGAUCACCCAUCAUGAUCUCAUACAUGUAGUGCAUUGGAAAAUUGACAGGAAUCCCUCAAAGGCUGGAAAUGCUUUCUUGCCCUUAUUAUCAUUCCUACACUAGCUAUUGUGUACAUUGGCAAAGGUUACUGAUGGGGUUAAUUAAAGACAAUGAUCAAAAGGCAGGUUUUCUGUUCAUCAAUAUUUAGUUGCAGGAAACUGCCCUUGUUGUUUAUUAUGGUGAAUACUACAAGGUGCAUUGAGUAAUUGAUAGCACUGUAGAGAACUGUGCAAAUUGUGAACAUUCUGAAGAGCUAAACAGUAAAGGAAAAUAAACUAACCCCAUUCACGGUUGAGGUUAGUGUGGUUGUAAAUUAGCUCAUCUGUUGAAACUUGUCUGUAUGCUACAGAACUGCAACCCUGGUCAGGCAUUGAAUGCCACAAUCUCCAAACUUCGCACACAAUCCUAUUAAAAAGGCUCUGAUUUGGCAGAUGUGCGUUAAAAGCUUUGACAGUUGCUUUUUGCUGAGGUUGCUUGUGAGGUGUUUUGGCGCAGAGCUGCACCUCAUCCGCAAUGGUCUUCAACAAGCCGGAUUCUUCGGCACUUGGUUUCAGCUGUUUCAUUUUGGAGAAUGGAAAGGCAAGCUAUGUAGUACUCUGGUAAGCCGGCAGCCUAUUAAUGUCCUUGUACACGCUGUUUGGCACAUCAGAAAAAGCUUAUGGUAUUGUAACUGGGUUUAACUUUGAGAGUGGGGAGGGGAGGGGUGACAAAGAGAUUAGAUUUGGUAUUAUUUUGCAGCUGGAUAAAUGUGUUUAGCCUAGGCAGAGAGUACCUCCAAUUAGACCAGUUCUGCCUGCAAUCGGUCCAUUAGUAUCAAUGCUGUACAAACAUCUGUGUGGUGGACCUUGUUCAAGAGAGUUGUUGUGGAUCAAGUUCAUUCUAAGGUACCUGAGCACGUCUUGGGUUAUGGGUCUUGGACCCAAACAGAAGUUAUUAAUAGGAAAAAUAGCAAGGUCAUAGUUUGUAAUGCUGUUGCUUAUAAAGCCUGUAAUUACUGCGAUUCAGUUUUAAAAUAAAAUGGCAUUCUCAUGUUCUUGCUCUUUGAACUGUAGGUCAGGAUCGAUGAAAUGUAAAGGGAUGUUAAACAAGAUUUUUGUACACACAAGUCUAAAAUUCCUAGACAACUCUAACCAUGGGAUUUCUGUGAACAUUGAUGUGGAUGUAUUUAAGAAUUGAAUGUAAUACUUUUAUGUUGUGCUCUCUGGCAAUUCUGGAUUGCAAAAAUGCACUGGGCUAUCUGAGUCCUGAAACAUUUGAAGUUUUGCCAUUUAGGCAAAUGCUUGCAGAACAUAAAAGAUUAAAUAUUUUGUCUGUGCAAUACAUAGACUUAAGUACAUUUUAUUAAAUUGCAUUUAUUUUUUGUAUGUUGGUAUGGCAGAUUAAAAUAAAGAAUGCUUUAAAGGAA